Messenger RNA from Ixodes scapularis (black-legged tick), 954 nucleotides. RefSeq names its product ficolin-1-like. The transcript is spliced from 5 exons. The coding region runs from base 1 to 954 and encodes 317 amino acids. The record is from RefSeq and is a predicted model, not a curated record. Lineage: Eukaryota; Metazoa; Arthropoda; Arachnida; Ixodida; Ixodidae.
AUGCUAUAUAGAGCGAACGAUACAGGGAGAGCAGCAGUGGUUACGACUUACGAGAACCCUCGUACCAUCGACAAAGAACUCAACAUGUUCGUCGCAUUCCUCUUCAUACCUGUUGUGGCCGGGAACGUCUUUAUGGAAGGCAAUAUUCGGAAUGUUCCGGAAAUUACCGAAAGAGAGUCCACGUCGACAAAAACCUACACGAUAUUUGACCCCUGCAAUACAAACAAACCUGGAAAUCGGACGAGAAACUGUUCCCAGAAAAAAAGGAGGGACCGCAGCGAGAGCGGUGAAUGUGAAACUUAUAUUCGCAACGAUCCAGUAAAUGUAACAUGUGACAUGACGUCCGAUGGCGGCGGAUGGACAGUGAUUCAACGUCGGAGCGAAAACGAACAGGGUGACAAUUUUUUUGAAAGAAACUUUACAGAAUAUGAGCGUGGAUUUGGAACUCCCGGGGAAAGUUUCUGGAUAGGACUAGAAAACCUUCAUGCACUUACGAGUUUUCCGAACAACCAACAAGCUCUCAGAAUCGAACUGAAAAGAUCUGACGGACGACGGGAUACGAUAGUUGUGCGCUAUAACAAAUUUCACGUCGCCUCCGCAAAGGAGAGUUACAAGUUGACCAUCGACGAGUACGACGGUCCUAAAGGCAAAAAAUACGACUCGUUGUCCGGCCACAACAGAUCCGUCUUCACCAUCAAGGAGAGCUCUAAGGCCAAUCCCGACCGAGGCUCCUGCUUCACUGAAAAGGAACUUCUAAGUGGUGGCUGGUGGUUCAAGGAUUGCAAUCGGGCAAAUCUUAAUGGACGUAAAUUUGGCCUUUCAACAUUAAAGAAGCCCGGUAUUACCUGGAUGAUAGAUGGCGAAGCCGAUUCCUACUCUUACAUCUACCACAAAGUGGAGAUGCAGAUCAGGGACGCCGACUAUGGUUUCUGCACGGGCUCUCAAAAAUCUUAA